This is a messenger RNA of Angiostrongylus costaricensis, 666 nucleotides long. Lineage: Eukaryota; Metazoa; Nematoda; Chromadorea; Rhabditida; Metastrongylidae. The record is from the annotation of a GenBank genome assembly.
UUGCAAUUUUUUGAAGAUUUCUUUUUCCAGUAUGCCAAGUAUCAGGUGGUGAAGUAUGAUCAUGUGCCGUGCUCUCCUCUUACCGCUCACCGAUUAAGCAUUUUGCGAAAGAAAAUUUUGGUGCUCGAUUUGGAUGAGACCCUCAUUCAUUCCCAUCACGAUGGUGUUAUUCGUCCAAUGGUUAAACCAGGGACGCCAUCCGACUUUACAAUAAAGGUAGUUAUUGAUCGCCAUCCGGUGAGGUUUUCGGUACAUGCACGACCACAUGUUGACUACUUUCUUUCUGUUGUCAGUCAGUGGUUUGAUCUAGUGGUCUUCACGGCGAGUAUGGAAGUGUACGGAACUCACGUGGCAGAUAAACUUGACAAUGGACGGGGGAUAUUAAAUAGGAGGUAUUUUCGACAACACUGUACUAUGGAUUAUGGCGGAUACACGAAGGAUCUGAGUGCUAUUCAUCAGGAUCUUUCAUCAAUCUUUAUUCUGGAUAAUUCACCUGGGGCCUAUAGGAAGUUUCCUCAGAACGCUAUUCCCAUUCCCUCAUGGUUUUCUGAUCCAUCAGACACAUGUCUACUGAAUUUGUUGCCGUUUCUCGACGCGUUGCGGUUCACAUCCGAUGUACGGAGUAUUUUGAGUCGAAAUCAGCAGAGCUUCAAUCAAGUCUGGUAG